GGCGAGUCCACCCAGCCCAGGAUAGAGAAUCCCGAUAUAAAUCGCGUGGACGUUGCGGAUAUCAUGGCUAUAACUCUCGCAGCUCAUGCUCAACUCGACAAGUUUAACGAUGCCUUGCAAUUAGUCUUACGACGCACUUCUCAUCGAGUUACACGAGACAACGUUUUGAAUUUGGGACGUGAUCUGACGACUUACGAAAUCCCACAUGUGGAUCAUUUACUCGCGCAGACGAGUAGGUACGCAGAAGCUACUGGUAUGGCGAAGCUCGUACAAAAACCUGAAGUCUUCAAAGCUCACGUUCGUAACUUACUCAAGGAGAAGAUGGUAGAGAGGCGGUUGGAAAAUGUGAAACGGAUAUUAUCCAACGGCUUUCAUGGCAAGACUCGAUGGGCGGUGACGGGUGAAUCACAGUUGAAUCCGGAUACACACCAUUUGGUUACCGUUUCGCAGAAAGUGUGGGGUAUACUUAUGUACGCUUUCAUUGUCGCGCGGAUGGACGACGGGGCGGAAAACCUCUGGGCAACGAUUCUGCGAAUCGGGUAUAGCCCAAACAUUGAUAUAUGGAAUUCCUUGCUAGAAGGGUACCGCGAUACGCACCAGGUCGAGCGACUACUUUUAACGUGGGACGUUAUGAAGAAGGAACGUAUACCUCUCAACGCUACUUCGUAUGGUGCAAGGAUAGCAUGUCUUUUUCAAGCUCGUCGUGCAACACUUGCGAUGAAAACGUUUGAAGAGUUCAAAAGGGCGCACCCGAAUCAGGAGGACGGGUUGAUAUUUGUCUUCAACACGAUCUUGAACGGAUACCUCUUAGAGAGACGUCUAACAGAUGCUGUGAAGCUAUUCGAAGAAAUGAAGAAGCAUGGACCGCAACCGGACAUCGUCUCGUACAAUACGUUUAUUGCCCACUAUGCCAAGAGGGCGGAUUUACAUGGUGUUGCGGACUUCGUGCGACAACUUACAGAGGCGGGCGUCGAACCGGAUGUGUUCACGUUUACGACGAUUCUUUCGGCUAUUUUGAAAGCGGGUAUACCGAAUGGCACGGCGAGACUGCUAGAGGUUAUGGACAGUAUGGGUGUGAAGCAGAAUGUCGCGACGUACAGCGCGAUUAUCAACUCGCAAGUGCGGGAGGGUACACGCGAGGGCGUAAAGACUGCUUGGGAGCUUUUGCAGCAGAUGGAACGCAUGAAGGAUACAAGGCCGAACAUCGUCACGUAUACAUCGUUCCUUGCAGGAGUGCACCGGAGCCAAGAGCUGGACAAACAGUUGGUUGCAUUGAUUACGUCGGAGGUUGUGAAAACGAUGAAGAGACGUGGUGUGCAGCUCAAAUUGGGCACAUACCAUGUCCUGUUCAAGGCUUGUCUGGAGAAUUCGAACCCGGAAGGAAUGGACUUUUUCAUGGAUUAUUACAACAUGCUAGUUAGAAGCGGGAUACCAUUCCGGCAUGAUACGUGGUAUAUAAUCUUGAAUGGGUUGAUACGGAGGGAUGCCUGGACGUUGGCGAAGGAGAUGAAGGACCGGAUGUUGAGUUCUGGUUUUCAACCGAUGUGGGGCGUGAUGGAGAUGGUUAAGUGGAUAGAAGAGUGGGAGGCGGGGAAUCGGUAGUAUUAUAGACGAAUACAUUGCAUUGUAAUGCAUGACAUGGUAUGUGUGCGAGUGCUCUAUUAUGAUGACGGUCCGCCGAAGAAAAGAGCGCGGCUCCAGCCUACUUGUAAAUAUCGAUCGUAAAUGUUAUGAGCCCAUUUCCGUCCGAGCCAUUUACCGACGUAGGGCAGAAGGACGACGGAAAGGAGGAGCUGGAGCUGUUGGAGAUUUUCCUCCCAUUCCUGCUGAGCGAUGCGGAACUCCUCGUCGGAGUCGUAGGCGUCGUCGCUAUCGUCUGAGUCGCCGAGGGAGGAGACGGACUCUGGUGCCAUUUAAU
This is a messenger RNA of Fomitiporia mediterranea MF3/22, 1918 nucleotides long. RefSeq lists its product as uncharacterized. The transcript is spliced from 2 exons. The record is from RefSeq and is a predicted model, not a curated record. Lineage: Eukaryota; Fungi; Basidiomycota; Agaricomycetes; Hymenochaetales; Hymenochaetaceae. Gene Ontology annotation, molecular function: protein binding. The coding region runs from base 322 to 1602 and encodes 426 amino acids.